Molecule: messenger RNA, 2655 nt
Organism: Selaginella moellendorffii
Lineage: Eukaryota; Viridiplantae; Streptophyta; Lycopodiopsida; Selaginellales; Selaginellaceae
Product: nuclear intron maturase 2, mitochondrial-like
Exons: 3
Coding region: 1-1857 (618 amino acids)
Biological process (GO): mRNA processing
Source: RefSeq, a predicted model, not a curated record
AUGUUAGGGUUCCGUGCCAAGAAGCUCGUCGCCUCCGUAGUCUCCAAGAGGUACUAUUCCUAUCCCCCGCCGCCGCGCAAGAAGCGCAAUCCUCCGCCGGCAUUCUUCGAUGCCAGGGCCGUCGCACAGAUCGAUUCGUGCCCGGUGACCAGCGCAGCCCGGAUUCGUGCCACUCUUCUCCUCACCUAUCACUGGAUUUGGAGCUUCCAGCAGCACAGGGACAAGAAGCAUCAUUGCUUGGGCGGGCUCUUGAGAAAUCCCGACCUCUGGAUCUGCGCCUACCAGAGGGCCUGCUACAACAACAAGCUAUGGAGUCCCGUGAGCUCUCUCCCUCCCAAAACUCUGGAAACGCUGGAGCUUCUCAUGGAAGCGGUGUGUGCGAAUUGCUAUGGCUGGGGUGGGACGAAGGUUGUGUACGUUUGUCCUCCACACAAGACGGCUAUAGAGGCCACGGAGGUGGACGAGAAGAGCUUCCAGGACGAGAUCGUCCAGGAGGUUCUACUCAUGGUUUUGGAGCCGAUAUACGAGGCCAAGUUCUCGAGAAGAUCGUUUGGAUAUAGGCCGGGAAGGGGUGCUCGCGAGUGCCUCCGAUUCAUCCACGGCAACUUUGGUGAUGUCUCGUGGACUGUGAAAGGAGAUCUCUCCAAGCUCUUCGAUUAUCCACAGGCCGAGCUCUUCAACCGGGUUCUACGCAAUGUGAUCCAGGACGACAAAGUUGGCGAGCUGAUCAUCAAGGGGAUGAAGACACGAGCUCCUCCGGCCGUGCUUCCGUUUAAGAGAUUGAAGCCGACAAAGAGGAAGUUCCUGGAGUUUGAGCCGAGAAGGACUCCGUUGUGGCUGGAGGUGGUUCUGGGAUUUGCUCCGGCAGAGGCUCAAAGAACUCCCGACUGGGGAUGCUGCAACAAGCUGGGUCCGUUUCUGGCCAACGUUUAUCUAAGUGAGCUCGACGCCUGGAUGGAAAAGCAGGCCGAGCUGUUCCGUCGGCCUCACGAUCCGUCCAUCGGUGUAAGCUUUAGCACCGACGAGCAGGAGAAGCCAAACAAUGCUAGGAAAAUGGAGUACGUCCGCUUUGGAGCUCACUUCCUUAUCUCGGUAAGAGGCACAAGAGACGACGUUUUGAGCUUCGAGGAGAAGUGUAGAGUCUUCUGCAAGCAAAAGUAUCAUCGCGAGCCGGAGUUUGGAGCACCUGAGGCGAUCUCAACGCCGACGCUGUUCCUCGGCCACCAUUUUUUCCAGACCAAGAAGUUGAAAACGAAGUGGGAGCCGUCCUCAAACAAGAGAGGAACGGUUUCGAAAGUGGAGAAGACCGUCUUCUGCGUGGACGGCGCUGUGGGGCACGCCGUCCACAGCUUGAAGCGAGUAGGCGUUCUCGACGACAAAGACAACACGCUUCCAUGCAUGCGGCUCUUUCACGAGGACCAGGUUCACAACAAUGCUCACGUCAACAAGAUCUUGCGAGCGCUGGCCGACUUGUACCAGCACUCGACAAACCGAGCGGAGAUGUGCGAGCUCAUCGGGUACUUGUUUCGAUCGUCGCUGGCGAAGAUGUAUGCUGCGAAGUACAAGCUCCGGACGCAGAUCCGGGUGGCCAAGUCCGCGUCCUUGGAUCUUUGCAAGCCACUCAAGGAUCCUCAAAAGGCCGGAGGAGGAGCACAGACGGAGGCGGUGCCGGAGCCACUGGAGCUUGUUUACAGCGUUCCAGAAGCUCUUGUGGCACCCAUAGCUCACGACUGGAAGCCGCUACACGAGAAAACUCUGAGAAGUGUGGCCAGGCUGCUCCGUCCGGAGGGACUCCAGGACGGACUAGUUGUGCUGGCCAAGGAACUUGGAACUUGCUGGAAGCUAGUCGAUGACUAGAACUUUCGCGGGGAUGAAGAUCAACAGUUCGUCAAAGUGAUAUUCUGCGAGAGCGGCCAGGAGAUGCCUAUGACGAAGAACGGUAGACGAUGAAUUGACUAAGUUUGUCUACUUGCGGAAGCUUCAUGUCGCUGCUAUGGCCUUUGUGGAGCACUUGGUCCUCUUCAGGCUGAAGAAGGAGGUAUCAAAUUCUCAAGAAGAAGAAUGGCUACACUCGCUCAACAAUCUCAAGAGCCUGGAUGGCAUUCUCUACUUCAGAGCUGCCAGGAUUGCGGAGAUCAGCGGUACGUUUUCAUUUACUCACGCCCUCUACGCCAGGUUCUCCGGGAAAGCAGCUCUUGCGCACUACUCACCACAUCCAGAGCAUCUCAAAGUUGUGGAGAUUGGGAGGCAAAUAUGUGACGACUUCUUUGGGCUCGACUGGGAGACCAACGAUGCCUCUCAAGUGGGAGACGGCCCCAAAGUCUUCAUGGUUGUGAAGCUCAAAGACGGGGUUGAUUCACAUGUGCUCCUGGAAGUGGCUUCCGUGUGUGCAAAGCAGGCUUCCCAGGGGAGAUUUGUCAGUGCUGGUUCCGAUUUUUCGAAGCGGGGCAGAGGUUUUGAUUUUGGAUAUCUUCUGGGAACUUGCAGCGAUUGUCCUCCAGACCAACAUGCUACUGCUCUUAAGCAUCUGCAAGACGAGCUUGCGUUCCUCCAGGGAGCGAUCGAUUCUUUCUUGGAGAGCUCUUUUGUCGUCCAGUGUUGACAAAGAUUAAUAUUUAAAUUAUGGAGGAAAUAGUAGCUUCUUAUGGAAUUUAA